Molecule: messenger RNA, 838 nt
Organism: Pristis pectinata (smalltooth sawfish)
Lineage: Eukaryota; Metazoa; Chordata; Chondrichthyes; Rhinopristiformes; Pristidae
Exons: 6
Coding region: 47-838 (263 amino acids)
Source: RefSeq, a predicted model, not a curated record
ACUGCGCAUUGCCUCGCUCGCCCAUUUCUCCUGCUCAACACCAACUAUGAAGAGUUGCGCUGCACGGAGCUCACUUUCGGCACGGAAAAUGAAGAGUUUUAUCUGUGUUAUCGGCCUUCUACUCAUCUUUAUCCACACUGGUACGUCGCAGAAUGAAGACAAGAAAGAAGAGACACAAGUGGUCUUUACGAAUGGAUCGAGUCUGAUUCUGCUGCCCUGUUCCAAAAUCAAGAGCAAAGAAGAUAUAUGGAAAUUUAAACAUGUCUCAAAAGCAAACAAAACGCUAAUAUGCACCAUCAGUGAAAUUAACAAGCAAUGUAAUUCCUCGCAGUUCAGUAAAAUAGAAGUGGUUGACUGUGAUGAUUUGAAGAAUGGGAAUUACUCUCUCCAGUUCACAGAGGGAAACGAAGAUGCUGGAGUUUAUUACAGUACUGAGGUUCCUAGUAAAAACCAGACAAAGGCAAUAAAUCACCCAAGUUCCUACGAUUCAUCGACCACGCCGGUGACACAUAGAUCGACGGCAUCAGCUUCGAACCAUUCAUCUCCAGCAUCCCUGAUAGUUUCCGUUCUACUGGGAACGCUAGGCAUCAUGCUGGUCAUUGUCCUCAUCGGUUUCUUCAUCAGGAAUAAAUGCGUAUCGACAGAUUCAGUCACGAUUCAGGCGGAGGCGGGGGUGGAGGUGGAGGCGGAGGCGGGGUCAGAGGCGGAGGAGGAGGCGGAGGAUAAUCAGGUCGCCUACGCAACGAUUAACCUGAAUGCGGUGACCGAAACCCAGACGAGAGCCACGCCAUCUGCAGAGAACACCAUCUACGCGGAGGUCAAAGCAAGCCAAUUGUAG